AUGCCUGGAGCUCAUUUCGAAGCACCUUUAGUUGUUGAUAAUCGAGAUGGAUGGGGACCAACAGAUGACACAUUUCAAUAUAAAGAUAUGCCAUAUCAACCUUACUCAAAAAGCGAUCAAUUAGGCAAAGUCGCUGAUUGGACAGGUACAGUCUAUGGGGACAAACGAAACAACAAUCGAUAUCGAUCACAGUAUGGUGUUGGGGUGGGCAUGUAUCAGUAUAUUCACGAAGAUGAUGAAAAUACGUUUCAAUUGGUCGAUUCCACACGUUUACCUAAACCGGCCUAUCAAAAACGAUCUCGUUUUCAACAGAAUCGUUUCCGUCAACAACAACCGCAAGGUGGUCGCUUUCCGACAAUGCAAAAGAAUCUCACUGGUCCACAGAAAAAGUCGAAGACAAUGAAAAACUUAGAAAUGGAUCAAAUGCGUCAAAUGCGUAAGUGGCAGAAACAAUAUGGAAAUCGUGCUGAUCCACGUUUACAUCAACAAGCGAAACAACGUGAACCAUCCGUACGUAUUCGCGAAGAUUGGCAAGUUAUUGAAGAAAUCCCAUUUGCUACUUUAACAAAAUUCAGUUUACCAAGUAUAAAUGAACCUGAAGAAUUGAGUGUUUGGGGUUCGCUCGAGUAUUAUGAUAAACGAUACGAUCGAAUCACCACGAAAACGGAGAAAAAGUUAGCGAUGGUCAAUCGUUUAAUUCAUCGAAUUACAACGACAAAAGAUCCAGUCAUUCGCCAAAUCUGCAAAACACAUGGUAAUGUUUUCGCAACGGAUGUCAUCAUUUCAACAUUGAUGUGUUGUACCAGAUCUGUUUAUCCAUGGGAUAUUGUCGUUGAUAAAUUAGGCUCACGUUUAUUUUUUGACAAGCGAGAAGAGUCAACGCUUGAUUUGUUGACUGUGAAUGAAACCGCCAAUGAACCACCACCAGAAGAUGGUACAAUGGAUUCAGCAAAGAAUCUGGAAUUAGAAGCUGUUUUUAUCAAUCAUACGUUCGCUCAACAAGUUCUUAGAAUGAAUGAGGAACGAUACAAAUUUCCGAAUCCCAAUCCAUUUAUUCAACCCGAUGAAGAAAGCGAAGAAGCUUCAGUUGCCUAUCGCUAUCGUUCAUGGGAUUUAGGUAAUAAUCUCAAGAUAGUUAUCCGUUGUGAACAAGAUUGCGUUCAAAUCGGACCGAAUGGAGAGGAACAAUUUGUUAACAUCAAAGCAUUGAAUGAAUGGAAUCCAAAGGUUGGUAGUGGUCUCGAUUGGAGAACGAAAUUGGAUAUGCAACGAGGUGCAGUUUUGGCCGCUGAAUUGCGUAACAAUGGAUUUAAAUUAGCUAAAUGGACAACUUGCGCGAUUUUGGCUGGGUCAGAUCAAAUGAAAUUCGGUUAUGUAUCGCGACAAAACUUCAAAGACGCAUCUCGUCACACAAUUCUCGGUAUGCAAAAUUUUAAACCACAAGAAUUCGCAACACAAAUGGCCCUCAAUAUGGACAAUGGAUGGGGUAUUGUUCGAGUUUUAGUUGAUUUCUUUAUGAAUAAACCCGAUGGACGAUACUUGAUCACAAAAGAUCCAAUGAAGCCAACUCUUCGAAUCUACAGUGUACCUGACAGUUCCUUCGACAGCGAGGAUGAAUCAAGCGAUGAUGAGAAUGAUCCUCAACAAAAUGAAAACUAA
Adineta ricciae is the source of this 1659-nucleotide messenger RNA. The record is from the annotation of a GenBank genome assembly. Lineage: Eukaryota; Metazoa; Rotifera; Eurotatoria; Adinetida; Adinetidae.